Adineta steineri is the source of this 1788-nucleotide messenger RNA. The record is from the annotation of a GenBank genome assembly. Lineage: Eukaryota; Metazoa; Rotifera; Eurotatoria; Adinetida; Adinetidae.
AUGGAUUCAGAUAAUAAUAACAAUCAGAAUAACAGCUCAUCUUCAAACGAAUGUAUAGUUUUAACUUUAUCACCUGUGCGCUCAGCAUCUUCAACAGGCGCUGAAACACCUACACUAACAACACCAAAAAUAAGAUUAUCAAAAGUGGAAUAUACACAGCGAAAAUCUGAACGAGAUGCUAAAAAAGCAGAAGAAGAAGCAAUUAGAGCCGAGAGAAAACGUAUACAAGAAGAAUUAAAAGCAAAGAAAGCUGAAGAACUUCGAUUGGAAAAAGCACGAAAAGCCGAAGAAUUGCAAUUAGAAAAAAAUCGUCGAGCUGAAGAGAAAGCUCGAAAACUUGAGGAACUUCAACAAGAAAAAGCGCGUAAAUUAGAAGAACUUCAACAGGAAAAAGCGCGCAAAGCAGAAGAACUUCUACAAGAAAAAGCUCGAAAAGCUGAAGAACUUCAACAGGAAAAGGCUCGACGAGCUGAAGAAAAAGCACGAAAAGAUGCAGAAAUUGCAAGUAAGAAAGCUGAAUUAAUGCAAAAGAAAACAGCUGCACAAAAACCAAUGACAAAUACGAUGAUUAAAUAUUUUAAACCAAUUGAUAAAUCUGCACAAAAAGAUACACAAUCAUCAACAACAAAUGGCAAUAAUAUUAAUCAACGAUGUACAGAUGAUUUUGAUCAAGUGGUUUCGAAACAGGAUAUGAAUUUUGUAUCGGAUAUAAUAGAAAAUUUAAAAUCAAUGAAAAAAAUUGAUAUUGAAAUCAAUUCACGUCCACGUUUAAACAGUGAUUCAAAUAGUAGUCAAUUGCAAUGUUUAACAACAACAAUGAAUAAUCCAUAUGUGAUAAAAACUCGAUAUAUUCAUUUUCCAGAAAAAUAUUUUAAUCGUCCACCUUAUUAUGGAACAUUUAAAAAAGCUUCGAAUGCUAAUAUUAAUCCAUUAAAACCAGAUGCGCCUAUUGAUAAUAUUGAUUAUACAGUUGAUUCCGAAGGUGAAUGGGAAGAACCAUGUAAAGAUGGUGAAGAAAUUCGUUCAGAUGCUGAAGAUUUAAGUGAUGCUGAAGCAGUAGAUAGUGAUAGUGAUACUGAUUCAUUUAUUGUACCGCAUGGACAUUUAUCAGAUGAUGAAUUAAAUGAAGAUGAACAACAACAGUCGACAUCAACAAAACAAGCUCGUGAAGCAGCUAAAUCACAUAUAUGGGAUAAAAAAGUAGCACGUCUUAAUCAACAACGAGAAUUAAAACCUAUAUUUGGUUGUAUUUAUGAUCCUAUAUUGGAUGAAAAACUAAAAUUUGAAUUAUCAAAUUAUCUUCAUCAAUUUCAAAAAAUUCUUGUACCAAAAGAAAUUUAUCAACCAGUAGAACAAGAUGACAAAGAACAAGAAAUUAAUAAUGAAACAAUUCCAAAUGGUGAUAAACCAAAAAGAGUAUCAAAGAAGAAAUCAUUAGCGUCGAAAAAAGGUUUAACUACUGAACAACAACCACUAAUUAAUCCUUUAGUGGUAACACCAACAGCUAAACGUAUUAGUUCAGUUUCCAUUUUAGUUGAAGGAGCAUCACCAUCAAAACGUCGUAAAAUGAAUUCUAAUGAAAAUUGUUCGACGAUUGAUGAUACUGAUGUUGUUAUGAUUGAUACUGAAACUAUGAAUGCAUGUAAAACAAAUGUUUUAGAAGAUUCAAGUAAUGUUACAGAUAUCAAAUCAUCUCCACUAACAAUUAUUUCAAAUGACGAAGUUAAACUUGACAGUACACCAAUAUGUACACUUCUUAUACCAAAACGAAAACAACCACCUGUAUAA